Molecule: messenger RNA, 444 nt
Organism: Prunus dulcis (almond)
Lineage: Eukaryota; Viridiplantae; Streptophyta; Magnoliopsida; Rosales; Rosaceae
Product: heavy metal-associated isoprenylated plant protein 21
Exons: 3
Coding region: 1-444 (147 amino acids)
Molecular function (GO): metal ion binding
Source: RefSeq, a predicted model, not a curated record
AUGGGUGCUCUUGAUUAUCUUUCCAACUUUUGCACUGUCACCAGCACAAGGAGCAAGCGCAAAGCAAUGCAGACAGUUGAGAUCAAAGUCAAAAUGGAUUGUGAUGGCUGUGAAAGAAGAGUCAAGAAUGCUGUUACCUCCAUGAAAGGUGUAAAAGCUGUGGAGGUGAACCGAAAACAAAGCCGGGUGAUUGUGAGUGGGUAUGUUGAACCAAACAAGGUGUUGAAGAGGGUAAAAAGUACAGGCAAGAGAGCUGAGUUUUGGCCGUACAUUCCUCAACAUCUGGUACACUAUCCGUACGCCUCUGGAGUUUAUGACAGAAGGGCACCAAAUGGGUACGUCAGAAAUGUGGUUCAAGCUUUUCCGGCCUCCAUGAAUGGCCCUGAGGAGAACAUGGUCUCUCUCUUCAGUGAUGAUAACGUCAAUGCUUGUUCCAUAAUGUAG